GUCGCAAUUAGAAUAGUGCAAAUUCGCUCGGUCGGAAAUUUUUUGUUAUGGUCGCCAAAUUUUAGUACAAGAUUAAAAAGAAACUUUUUAAGUUUUAGUUGCAAAGCUCCAAUCAAUGGCGUUUUCCUCGCAGAGGUUAUUUCUCCAUGUUCCGUUUAAAAAUGAGAAACCAUUGCUGCCGGAUCGAAAACGUAGCGAUUGUCAGCUGAAAACCUAUGAAUCCUGUACCGAUUUGAGGGCUUGGGCGAUGAAUCCACUGCUCAUGUCACAGUUCAUGAUGGACGUGGUGCACAAAGCUCGUUUCCGGAGGUUGCUGUUGAGGCCGGAUGGUGACUACGAACUCACCCGGGAGUACCUGCUCCAAUUGAGCACUGAUGAACUGGCAGACUAUGUGCUUAGUCUGAUGAAUGAAGUGAAGAAAAUGAAAUCUGAAGUGCAUGACUUGACAGAAAGCGGUCGAGAUCUCGGACAGCAAUUGGCAUCGGUUCAACAAAUUGCAGAAACAUGCGUUCAGGAGAGAGAAUUAAUUCUGAUUCAGCAGCAAUCGGUAGUAAUAGAUCCGGAUUUACAGCAAAAAGAACUAGCAGACCUAAAGGAAACGAUCUGUGCAUUGAAGUACAAAGCUGACAGAUAUGAUUGUGUGAUGCGAGAAAAUCUAAGCCUUCGAUGCAAACUGCAGGCAAUGUACGACGAAAACACAUCCAAUACAAAGAGAAAGUUUGACUAUGGUGCCUGUGGUGAUACGGAGACGAAUACCUGUGCAGUACUUAAGGCAGAACUUUGCAUCUACAAGUGUCGUUACGAUGAAAUGCAACAACAAAGACGAAAGCUAAUGGAAGAAUUGCAAAGGGCAAAAAUCGGACAGGAACAACUUUUUAAAUUGAAGAAUAAGUUGAUUAACCAGCAAUUGCAGAAAGAGCAACUGCAAGAGCGAUUAGACGAUGCUUUGAUCAAAUGCGACCAAAAAGAGAUGGAGUUGAAGAAGAUGGCCGAUUAUAUUGCGAUGUGUAAUCACAGACUGGAUAAAUUGGAACGGUUAGAGUCCGAGCGCAAUCGACCUAAAGACUUGCUUAUUGAAACGAGUAGUCAAAAAUCAUUCGAUAGUGAGGGAAGCGUAGAAGAAUAACUUAAAUUCUAGAAC
Messenger RNA from Topomyia yanbarensis, 1141 nucleotides. RefSeq lists its product as uncharacterized. The transcript is spliced from 3 exons. NCBI's taxonomy places the organism in Eukaryota, Metazoa, Arthropoda, Insecta, Diptera, Culicidae. The record is from RefSeq and is a predicted model, not a curated record. Bases 116 to 1126 code for a protein of 336 amino acids.